Molecule: messenger RNA, 4813 nt
Organism: Linum tenue
Lineage: Eukaryota; Viridiplantae; Streptophyta; Magnoliopsida; Malpighiales; Linaceae
Source: the annotation of a GenBank genome assembly
CAGUGGACCAAGUGCAAGUGUGCAACACAACAAGAAAGCUAGGCUAGAGAGCGGGACAAAAACAGAGAGCAGCAAUAUCCUCCUAGCAUAGAGCAAAUCGCCCGUUGUCGAUUGGAACAUUGCUGUUGCUGUACAUGUAAAAACGCGAUCAAUUACACCCAAAAAUCCAACGAACCCUCAUCGCUCCCCACGAAACGUGUCCCCGCCUUCUCCGCCCGCCUACCUUUGCCUCUCAUUCAAUUCCCCUUCUUCGAUGCGUUUAAAUCACCGCCACCGUCUCAUUUCCCUUCUCCUCUAUUCUCCUCCUGCUUCUUCUUUUUCCUCCACUCUGUUCCCGGUUCCGAAACGACCGGCAGCAAUCGUCUCUGCAGUCGCUUCUUUCUUCUCAACGACAAUGGCGCCCUCUGCCCCGGAAGACGCUUCCCACAAUGCCGCAUUGCUCUCUUCCUCCGGUGUCGGCGGCGACGUUUCCUCUGCUGCCCAGAAAUCAAGGGUCACCAUUAUCGGAAGUGGUAACUGGGGGAGUGUGGCUUCCAAGCUCAUCGCUUCCAACACCAUCAAGCUCGCUUCUUUCCACGAUGAAGUAAGGAUGUGGGUAUUCGAGGAGAAAUUGCCUAGCGGUGAGAAGCUGACAGAAGUUAUUAACCGAACUAAUGAAAAUGUUAAGUAUCUCCCUGGCAUAAAGCUUGGCAAGAAUGUCGUUGCAGACCCCGACCUCGAGAAUGCAGUGAGGGACGCAAACAUGUUGGUCUUUGUGACCCCUCACCAAUUCAUGGAGGGAAUAUGCAAGAGACUUGUAGGGAAAGUGAAAGAAGGUUCUCAGGCUAUUUCACUCAUCAAAGGAAUGGAGGUUAAAAUGGAAGGCCCAUGCAUGAUCUCCAGUCUAAUCUCUGAGCAGCUCGGUGUGAACUGUUGCGUGUUAAUGGGAGCAAAUAUUGCAAACGAGAUUGCUGUUGAGAAGUUCAGUGAGGCGACAGUUGGAUACAGAGAAAACAGAGAGAUUGCAGAGAAGUGGGUGCAGUUGUUUAACACCCCUUAUUUCAUGGUCACAGCUGUCCAAGAUGUGGAGGGAGUUGAGCUAUGUGGGACCUUGAAGAAUGUGGUAGCACUGGCAGCAGGUUUCGUGGAUGGUCUGGAAAUGGGAAAUAACACCAAGGCAGCAAUAAUGAGAAUUGGACUAAGGGAGAUGAGAGCCUUCUCCAAGAUACUGUUUCCAACUGUUAAGGACAACACCUUCUUCGAGAGCUGUGGGGUGGCAGAUCUCAUCACAACCUGCUUGGGAGGAAGAAACAGAAGAGUUGCAGAAGCAUUUGCAAAGAGUGGAGGGAAAAGGUCCUUCGAUGAGCUAGAGGCAGAAAUGUUGCAGGGUCAGAAGUUGCAGGGAGUUUCAACGGCAAGAGAGGUAUAUGAAGUUCUAUCCAACCGCGGGUGGCUGGAGCUGUUCCCACUCUUUGCAGCAGUGCACGAGAUCAGCAGUGGACGCCUCCCACCUUCUGCUAUUGUUGAGUAUGGCGAGCACAAGCCAAACUUCUCUGCGGUAGAAGGCGCUGCUCAAUACUUCUCUUCAUGAGUGAUGCUGCUAUUAUGCUUGCAAAGACGUUCAAGGUAUGUUGCAAGAAUCUACUGCCCUUCUAAUGCAAAUAUUAUCACUGAAAGCUACAUAUCAGGAAGUACCAAUGCUUGAGUUUGAAACAACUUACCGCAACAGAUUUCUGUGUUCUUUUCUUUACAUGUUCUGCACCAGAAAGGCAGAAGUUUAUGCGUUUGUUUAGUGAAACAAUGAUGCAACAGCAUUUUGUUUUAGUGAUUAAUGAUGUAAUAGCAUAAUAGCCCUGCAGAAAAUAGUAAUUAUUGUACCAUACUUCAUUUACACAAUAAGAAUGAAGCUUUUCUUUUUGCUCUGAAUCCACAGAAAUCAUAGAUGACAUUCAUGGUUGGAUUUCAAGAUUAUCCUUGUUUAACGUUUAUUACUUGGCAAUAAAGAUAAAGACUGAUUGAGAUCGAGUCAAAACAUGUGCAAUGUGCCAAUACUAAACUUCCCCACCUUUCUCAUUUCAUGCUCUUAUAUUAUACAUAGAGACAAAGACAUCCCAGCUACACAACCAUAGAAGGAAGCACAAAAAAAACCACACUCAAAAGCACAAUAACCCCCACAAAUAACAAAAACCAAAUUGACCACAAGCUCUACAAAAGUCAACCAGUCCGUAUUCUGUCCACACUCUUCCUCCCUCUCUCCAACUGGUGGUCGACGCUCUUCCUCGACUUCUCAAGGCAGCAGUCGACGCUCCUCCUCGACCUCUCUACCUGAUCAAAUGAAACCCUCAGCUUCUCCGCAUAGUUUGAUUGGUUCUUCAGCUUCUCCAGCUUCUCGCUGAGGUUGUUGCUGUUGCUCUUCAGCAGCAGCUUGUUGACAUCAGUAGGGGGCAGUGCCUUGUCAGUGCUGUGUCUAGGCUUCUCCCUUCUGUCAGUACUCUUCCUCGAGGCCUCAAACACAAUAUCAGUGCUCUUUCGAGGAGGAAGCAGCUGCUGGUCCGUGCUCCUUCUCCUUGAACCGGUGUACCUUUGAGAAGGCGGUUUCUCCACGGUCAACACAAACUUCUUGAGGUGCCUGAUGUACUCUGGAUGGUGCUCCAAGUCACAGUGGUUACCUCCUUUGAGCCACAGUGGUUCAUACUUCUCUUUGCUUAGUUCCCAAAGUUGCUUGCCAUGGGAGCAAUCUACUACUUCGUCUGCAGUUCCCUACAUACCAUUAAUCAAACACUGAACAUCAAAAUGUAGACCAGGAAAGAAGCAUGCCACUUCAGCUAGUACUUGAAGUAGGUGGUCAACUUGGAGGUAUUCAGGAGUGAGCUUGUAUACUAUAUUUUGUCUUUAACAGCUGACAUAAUUUAGUUUUGGCUGCUUUCUAUAUUUUGAAAACUGGUCUACCAGCAAGUGACCAACACGACAGCAGUCAUUUUGUAUGCAUUUGAGGGUUUUUGGCAUAGCUUGUUAUACAUAAAUAUAUGGUACAGUGUACUGUCAUGUAUUUCUGGAAGACUUUGGAUCAUAUAUUAAUAUGAUACUCAGAGGAAAGAACUUUAGGCCAAUUCACUUUAUAAACUAUCGCCAUAAUCAAAUACAUCAAACCAAACACAUUCAAACAAAAUUGAAUCGAACAAGGAAACAUGGAAAAUGGAUCCAAUGAGUAAACAAGGAGCUGCACAAAUUGUGGAGGUAAUUAUGUUAUCCCUUCUUUUAAGGGAACAAUGGUCUAGCAUAGUAGUGUGGUUCUACUAAGCUCUGUCAUAGAUAGAAAUACAGCAAACUACAAACAUACUUACAUGGAUCACAAGAACAGGACAAUCAACCAAUUGAAUCUUGUCGAUAUUCUUGUAAAUGUCAAACCAGUAAGAUUUCUUAACUGGGUACAUGACCCUCAGCCCUGAAAGUAUGGGACUGUGCAGGACAACUGCCCUUAGAUGAGGCAGUCGGGCAGCUAGAUCUAGUGUAGGCCCGCUGCCAACAGACUGCCCAUAAAGGAUGAUGUCUUCUUGCUUUGCACCAUAGCCUUCUUCCAGACACUUGUAGACUGCUUCAAUGUCUGCAUACGUGUGUUGUUCACUUGGCUGCAACAUCCAAAAAAAAAAAAAAAAUGAAUGGCCUUUACACCAAAAAACAUAGUAACAGCUCAAGUCCUUAGAAACCCCACGACCUUUUGAUGAUCUUGGACUCCUUAUAUCAUGUCAAGAACUGAUUUCAUCGUAAUAACUCGCAUAGUUGUUGAUAGAAGUUCUAAACUGUAUCUCAUUUUCUUACCUUACAAUUCUCUCGUAUGCCCUUUUAAACAGCACCUUUGUACCCCAAAGUUCAAAAUUUGUAGCAUAUAGUACUUUCAUGUUUAGGUUGUAAGUGGUUAUUUGAAUUCAUACUUCUGAAUGUUCAUAACACCAUUUCAGAUAUAGUUAAAAGUUCAUAUAAGACUCUUACAUUAUUCUCUAACAUGCGCAUCAUGCCAAUACAUGUACACCACACAUAGUAAAUGAGGUAAGGAAUCCAACAUCACCUUUCCAGAUGAUUGUCCAUAUCCAGAGUAGUCAUACCCCAUGAGAUUGACCCGCAAGUGGAUGCUCAACUCGACGAAGAGCUCAUACAUCUGCCCCAGAUCGGCGGCGUUCCCAUGGGAGUAAAGUAGAGUGGAAGUAGCCAUGGGAUGUCUUAUGUACAUCCCCACUACCUCCGUCCCCUUUCUCGUCGGCAGCUUCAGGAUUUCCACGUUUUCCCGAUGUGGGAAAGUGCUCAGCAGCAGCAGACCCGUCAUUUCGUCUGCCACCAGCUUGUACGAUGGUGGGUUCGGCGGAAAGAAGGCCAAUUUUGCCGCCAUCGAUGAAGUGACCCCUCCCAUCUCCCUCUAUCUAUACUCUGUUCCCCUACCUCCCCUGUUUCUACUGAACUGAACUUGCACUGUUUCUCUCCUUCCUCCAACGGAGCAGAGUUUCUUCACUGUUCAUCAAAACGAAAGGGGUGGAAGAAAGAAAGAGGAGGAGAAUGGGGAAAGAAACAUCCCAAAGGUUUCCAGAAGAACAAACAGACCUUCUUCUUCUUUCUUUCUUUUUGCUGCAGAGGAAAAGUAAAGGUAGCAGGGAAGUUCUUUUUCCCUUUUGUUUAUCUGCUUUUAUUGGAUCCCUCGGCUGGCCAGAAGAAUGUGGCUGCUAUUUUUAGAUAGAGAGAGAGAGAGAGAGUUUGCUUUUACAUUGGGGCAUAUCAUAUCAUAUCAUAUCAUAUGAUCAGUAGAUUGUUAUAAAGGCAGGAGGGAAUUUGAUUGACAUUGAAG